GCUGCCCUCUGUGCGCCCCUGGCACCGCCAGCACGCAGCUGAUGCAGCGCCGGCCAAGGACCACGAUGGCGGAGGAGGGGUCCGGCUGCCUGGUGCGCCGCCUGCCCUGGGUCACCAUCCUGCGCGUUGCUUUCCUGCUGAUUCUCAUCGGCAUGGUGAUAUACUGCUUUGUCUGCAACCAGCGCCUCGCACAGCAACAACAGCUCGAAUCGUCUGGGUGGGCCGUCGCUGAGCUCCAGCUGAAUCACACAGGACCACGACACGACGCCAGGCUGCACUGGCAGGGCAACCCGGCCCUGGGCCGCUCCUUCGUGCACGGCCUGGAGCUGGACUACGGUCAGCUGCGUAUCCAGCACCCUGGCAUCUAUAGGCUGCACAUCCAGGUGACACUAACCAACUGCUCCUCCACUUGGACCAACACGGUCCGCAGGGCCACCCUGGCUGUGGGCAUCUGCUCCUCCGCCACCCACAGCAUCAGCCUGCUUCGCCUCAAUUUCUACAACGCUUGCACCGUCGCCUCCCAGCGCCUGACGUACUUGGCCAAAGGGGACACUCUCUGCACCAACCUCACUCUGCCGUGGCUGCCGUCUCGAAAUUCGGAUGAGACCUUUUUUGGGGUUCAGUGGGUGCACCUCUGACGACUGUACCUCCUGUCUUAAAUUUGAUGGGAGAGAAUAUUUUUUUCUCUUUGUUUCCGUUUUCUCAGAAAAUCUUUUUCUUCUUGGUGCAAAUAACAUGUAUGAUACUGUGAUUUAUAAUAAAAAAAAUACAUAUUUGG
Equus quagga is the source of this 778-nucleotide messenger RNA. RefSeq names its product CD70 molecule (gene CD70). Gene Ontology annotation, biological process: immune response; tumor necrosis factor-mediated signaling pathway. Gene Ontology annotation, molecular function: tumor necrosis factor receptor binding. Lineage: Eukaryota; Metazoa; Chordata; Mammalia; Perissodactyla; Equidae. The transcript has 3 exons. The record is from RefSeq and is a predicted model, not a curated record. Bases 42 to 638 code for a protein of 198 amino acids. Gene Ontology annotation, cellular component: extracellular exosome; plasma membrane.